AUGACCUCCACCGUGACGCCGCUGGUCUUUUACGGCCCCAUCAUACACUCUCGUAGCCUCGAAGAGCUGGAGAUACUCGAGAAUGCAACCCUCGUCAUUGAUGCCAGCGGCACCAUCACGGCCUUCAAGAAGAGCGAGGACGAUGACACGCCGAUACCUGCCGUCCCCGAGGGCGCCCGAGUCCACCACCUGGGCCCUGGUGAGUUCCUGAUCCCCGGCUUCAUCGACACGCACAACCACGCACCGCAGUGGCCCAUGCGCGGCAUCGGCCAAGGGCUGCACAUCCUCGACUGGCUCGACCAGGUGACGUUUCCCUUCGAGGCGCGGUUCGUCGAUGCCGCCUACGCGCGCGCCCUCCUACGAGGAUACCGUCGCCGACUUUCUGCGCCAGGGCAUCACGACGGCCGCCUACUACAGCUCGCGCCACGCGAAAGCGACGCGCAUCCUCGCCGACAUGUGCGCCGAAAAGGGCCCAGCGCGCCCUCGUCGGAAGUGCAACAUGGGACCGCGGGAGGGUCGAUGCCACGCGCGCCCUGUUUCCGGACCUCGCGGCACGAAGCGAAGGCGGACCUCUACGAGCACUUCGGGCUGCUGGGCCCGCGCUCGAUCCUCGCGCACUGCACCGUCAUGACCGACUACGACAAGGAGAGGCUGCAGGCGCUCGGGUGCGGCGUCGCCCAUUGCCCAAUCGCCAACAUGACGGUCGGCGGCGGGUUCAUGGUGGCGCCUGUGCGGGACCUGCUGCGGCGCGGCGUCAAGGUCGGCCUCGGCACCGACAGCGGCGGCGGCUGGGCAUCGCAGAUGCUCGCCGUCAUGCGCCAGGCCGUCAUUGCGUCCAACGCGCGCGAGGUCACGGACGCCGCCGACGAGGCGCUCACGCUCGACGAGGUCUUCUACCUGGCGACGCUCGGCGGCGCGCGCGUGCUCUGCCUCGAGCACCUCGUCGGCAGCUUCGCCGUGGGCAAGCAGUUUGACGCGUCGUGGGUGGCGGCGACGAGCGGGCUGCGGUCGGCCAUGACGCCGCGCGAGGACGACGACGGGCUCCGGAGGCUCUUUGAGAAGUUUGUCAUGACGGGCGACGAUCGGAACAUGGCGCACGUCUAUGUCCGAGGACGGAGGGUCGCGGGCGCGCGGCAUGGAGAGGCCUCAUGA
Molecule: messenger RNA, 1152 nt
Organism: Verticillium alfalfae VaMs.102
Lineage: Eukaryota; Fungi; Ascomycota; Sordariomycetes; Glomerellales; Plectosphaerellaceae
Product: guanine deaminase
Exons: 2
Coding region: 1-1152 (383 amino acids)
Biological process (GO): guanine metabolic process
Cellular component (GO): cytosol
Molecular function (GO): guanine deaminase activity; zinc ion binding
Source: RefSeq, a predicted model, not a curated record